AUGGGCCCAGCUCAAUCUCGGCCGGUUGACAUACCCUCACCGCCUUCAAAGCCUACAAAGAGAGAAGCUUGGUUCGGAUCAUGGCGCGACACUCGUCAAGGCAUCCGCAGCUCUCUCGGCUACAGCGCGUCAAGCGUGUCGGACGAAACAUCACCCGAUGACAUCUUCACACCCAUACAAGCAGACAAUAUCCUCCCACAGAUUCCGAUCGGUCGUCAUCACCCGGUGCCUGGGACGGGAGUGGAGGAUGACGACUUGAAGACGAUGCAUACCAACAAGUUCUAUGCUAAUGCAUUUCUUGGAAAGCAAAACCAACCGAUCUGGACGCAUCCAUACAGCCUCUGGUGGGGCAAGGGCAUUGCAGAAGCAGGCAUGAUACAGACGUGGGGUAUGUGUGUGAGCCAUGUCGAGCAGUCUGACUUGGUUUUUGAACCUGGAGAGCCAGCCAACGGCUACAUCAACCCUCUACACAAACAGAAUCUUGUUCUCACGGCGGCCGAACUCGACGGCCAAACGACUCUCACCACCGACACGCAUCUUCCUUUCUCGGUCAAUAUCAACCUCAUUGCGCAUUCAAUUCCCCACGAACCCAAGAUCACCUUUCCAGUCGUACAGGGAAUGGGCUUCAUCACAGCCGGAUACAGAAACGCAACGCCAAUGAUACAAACCGGUGGGCGUGGCUUCGCGGACAUGAUCGGCCCAAUCACGCUAGGAAGGACAGUCAAGUAUCGUCUUAUCGAAAAGACCGGCCAGUGCUGGGUCAUGUACGUGAACCCAGUGGUUAAUAUCGGGUACGACGCGGCGAAAUUCAGACGGCUUGACCAAAACACAAUCCUUGGUCCUCCAGGCUUCAAAGGCACAAUUCAGGUAGCCAAAAACCCCUUGGGGUCUGAGGGCGAAGCGAUAUACGACCGAGCGUCUGGAGCAUUUGUCUACGAGGCCAAGCUCACUGCUGUCGUUUCGGAUAGCAAGGGUGUUUAUUCCUUCCAGUACACCAAGAUAGGGCGCUGUCCACUACUCAUGUUUUUUCUGCCGCACCACAUACAGUCUCUGGACCCAGACAUGCGAGACCGAAUUACCAAUCUGCAGCUACGCACUUCGACCAAGGGCAUGGCAACAGCGGUGUGGGCCGAACGGCCAACAUUUAUUGAGCCCAAUCUCCCUGUGACCAUGCACUUUGCGCCAUGGAGCCCUACCGUGGGCUCCAAUGCCAAAGUACGCUACCCACCCGAAGUGCUCGCCUUCAUCGCAGCGGUCGCAGAGCGCGACCUUCGCCGCGCAAUGACGGAGCCCAUACCGCAAGACACAAUGUACUAUGCCGGCAAAGCCUUGGCCAGAUUCGCCGCCAUUGUAUGGGUCAUCAAGGACAUUCUCAGCCACGAGGCGAUUGCAAACGCGGGGCUGAAAAAGCUCAAAGAGGAGUAUUCAAAAUACGUUGAGAACCGGCAGCGCCACGCACUUUACUACGACGACAGCUGGAAAGGCAUCGUGUCAGCCGCCGGCUUCACGGAUUCCACGGCCGACUUUGGAAACACGUACUGCAACGACCACCACUUCCACUAUGCGUAUUUUGUCUACACGGCCGCCGUGAUCGGAUACCUGGAUGCGGAGUGGGUGGACCAGGGCCGCAACAGGGAGUGGACAAACAUGCUGGUCAAGGACUUUGCCGAAAGCGAUUACAACGGGCGCGACUACCCCUUUUUCCGCGCGUUUGACUGGUGGCACGGCCACAGCUGGGCAAAAGGCCUGUUUGAGAGCCCCGACGGAAAAGACAUGGAGAGCACGAGCGAAGACGCCUUCUCGAGCUUUGCCAUCAAGAUGUGGGGACGCGUCAUUGGAGACGUGAACAUGGAGAAGAGAGGCAACCUCAUGCUAGCCAUGCAGGCACGCUCGUACAACACGUACAUUUACCUGCAAACAGGCAAUGUCAAUCAUCCCGCGCGCUACGUGCAGAACAAGGUCUGCGGCAUAUUGUUUGAGAAUAAAGUCGACCAUGCGAGUACGUAUGCCCGUCACAGCACCAUGUGCAUUUGUUCUUACUUUGGUCUCGCGCCAGAACUCAUUCACGCUAUACACAUGGCGCCCAUUUCGCCCGUGACGUUGCUGAUCCGGCCGCGGGCGUUUGUCAAGGAAGAAUGGGACAGGUUUUUCAGCGAGGGACGCGCAAACAUUACAGGCAGCUGGCGCUCCGUCUUGUAUGCCAACCUGGCCAUUGUGGAUGCCAAGGCCAGCUAUGGAUUCUUCCGCGACGGCAUUGAUGGCUUCUGGGAUGAGGGGUGGAUUGAUGCCGGGGCGAGCCGGACGUGGUAUCUAGUGUGGGCAGCGACCAUGUGGGAGUUUGCCAAAGCAGGGCGAUGA
Messenger RNA from Exserohilum turcica Et28A, 2358 nucleotides. Its product is annotated as glycoside hydrolase family 81 protein. The record is from RefSeq and is a predicted model, not a curated record. The transcript has 4 exons. Gene Ontology annotation, molecular function: endo-1,3(4)-beta-glucanase activity; glucan endo-1,3-beta-D-glucosidase activity. Lineage: Eukaryota; Fungi; Ascomycota; Dothideomycetes; Pleosporales; Pleosporaceae. Gene Ontology annotation, cellular component: cell surface. The coding region runs from base 1 to 2358 and encodes 785 amino acids.